This is a messenger RNA of Herpailurus yagouaroundi (jaguarundi), 2986 nucleotides long. RefSeq names its product mitogen-activated protein kinase kinase kinase 8 (gene MAP3K8). Lineage: Eukaryota; Metazoa; Chordata; Mammalia; Carnivora; Felidae. The transcript has 9 exons. Bases 585 to 1988 code for a protein of 467 amino acids. Gene Ontology annotation, molecular function: ATP binding; protein kinase activity. The record is from RefSeq and is a predicted model, not a curated record. Gene Ontology annotation, biological process: protein phosphorylation.
GACGGGGUUGGCGGUUGGCGGAGCAGAGAACUUUUUGAAUAGCUGAAACUUAAUUUCGUGCUUAUGUAACCCGGACGCUCUUCUGCGAUUAAAGGGUCGUUGUAGCAGAACGUGAAUGCUGGGCUUUUGGUCUAAGAGAGAGUGUUAAGGAAAAAGUUAUUUCACGGAUGUUUCCCGCUGGUCAUGCGAUAUCAGGGCUCCGAAAUUCUUCUGUGUCUGGGCGGAGAACGACACUUAGAAAGAACGGCGUGCAUAGGAUUGUCCCACAAAUUGACAAGGAAGGCCAGGAGGUGUCUUUAAGAGAAACGUCUAUUUCACUUUCGGGAAGAGAUUUUGGCACAGAAUUAAGAAGUGCUCCUCAUAAAAACAGGGAAAGAAACACUACUACAGUUGCAUUAGGCGUCUGUAGCCUGAGUCUCACGUAUUUGCCAAGUGGAAUAUAAUCUGAUCCCAACUCUGAUGGAUUGAGGGACCAGCAACCACAGAUGACAGAGCUUAUUAACCAUGCAGCAGAUACCUUGCACACCUGAACUUCUUUAAACCUCACAACCGCCCUAUGAGAUUCUCUAAAAAGCGCAACAGUGAUGGAGUACAUGAGCACUGGAAGUGACGAUAAAGAAGAGAUCGAUUUAUUAAUUAAACACUUGAACGUGUCCGAUGUCAUAGACAUUAUGGAAAAUCUUUACACGAGUGAAGAGCCAGCGGUUUAUGAGCCCAGUCUGAUGACCAUGUGUCAAGACAGUAAUCAAAACGAGGAGCGUACAGAAUCUCUGCUGCUCAGUGGCCAGGAGGUGCCUUGGUUGUCCUCCGUCAGAUAUGGCACCGUGGAGGAUUUGCUUGCCUUUGCAAACCAUAUAUCCAACACGGCAAAGCGUUUUUACGGACACCGACCACAGGAAUCUGGAAUUUUAUUAAAUAUGGUAAUCACUCCCCAAAAUGGACGCUAUCAAAUAGACUCUGAUGUUCUCCUUAUCCCUUGGAAGCUGACUUACAGGAAUAUUGGCUCUGAUUUCAUACCUCGGGGGGCGUUUGGAAAAGUAUACUUAGCACAAGAUAUGAAGACUAAGAAAAGAAUGGCCUGUAAAUUGAUCCCAGUAGAUCAAUUUAAGCCAUCUGAUGUGGAAAUCCAGGCUUGCUUCCGGCAUGAGAACAUUGCCGAGUUAUAUGGCGCAGUCCUAUGGGGUGAAACCGUGCACCUCUUCAUGGAAGCAGGCGAGGGAGGGUCUGUCCUAGAGAAACUGGAGAGCUGUGGACCAAUGAGAGAAUUUGAAAUUAUUUGGGUGACAAAGCAUGUUCUCAAGGGACUUGAUUUUCUGCACUCAAAGAAAGUGAUUCAUCAUGAUAUUAAACCUAGCAACAUUGUUUUCAUGUCCACAAAAGCUGUUUUGGUGGAUUUUGGCCUAAGUGUUCAAAUGACUGAAGAUAUCUAUUUUCCUAAGGACCUCCGUGGAACAGAGAUUUAUAUGAGCCCAGAGGUGAUCCUAUGCAGAGGUCAUUCAACCAAAGCAGACAUCUACAGCCUGGGGGCCACACUCAUCCACAUGCAGACAGGCACCCCGCCCUGGGUGAAGCGCUACCCUCGCUCUGCCUAUCCCUCCUACCUGUACAUAAUCCACAAGCAGGCGCCUCCGCUGGAAGAUAUUGCAGAUGAUUGCAGUCCCAGCAUGAGAGAGUUGAUAGAGGCCGCCUUGGAGAGGAACCCCAAUCACCGCCCGAGGGCAGCAGACCUGUUAAAACAUGACGCCCUGAACCCCCCCAGAGAGGAUCAGCCGCGCUGUCAGAGUCUGGACUCCGCCCUCCUUGAGCGGAAGAGGCUGCUGAGCAGGAAAGAGUUGGAACUUCCAGAGAACAUUGCUGAUUCUUCAUGCACAGGAAGCACUGAGGAAUCAGAGAUGCUAAAGAGACAGCGUUCCCUCUACAUAGACCUUGGGGCCCUGGCUGGCUAUUUCAACUUUGUACGGGGUCCGCCAACACUAGAAUAUGGCUGACUGAUGUUACAUUUUCUCUAAAUAAUCAAGACUCAGCGUUGGUCUCCUGGAAGCUGGUCCUGCUGAGUCUACACUGGGGCUCUGGAUAACGAACUGUGCCAUUUGUUAGCUGGCCGUGUGGGCUCCCGUGACUCAUGAAUGUGACUCCACAUGGCUCCCAUGGGUUUGAUGUGUGAAGCCGCCCCGGUAGCUGCCAGGUCUAAAGGUUCUCAUUUCUCAGAUGGUAUGACUCAAAGGGAGCUGAGGGUUCAUGGCAGGAUCGUUUCUAGUGACUGAUUCCAUUCACUGUGCACUUUGCUCACCAUUUACAAAAUACCAACCACAAGGAUAAUGUGUUAGCCUGAAAUUAGCAUUCUUGGUUCUGAUUUAAGUACGGGAACUUCAUUUAACUCAGAAUAGUUGGCUUGUAUAUAUGGGUGUAUAUUAUAACUCCUCGAGCCUUUGUGGGUAGAUUCUAGUAUAAAUUAAAGUCGUCAUAUUUUGGGUGAAUAGAACAACUUGAAUCUUCUAGCAAUAAGCUGAACUGGUGUCUCAAAAAUGGCUCCUUAUUCAGGAGCCAUCUGACAGAAGCCACUAGUGACAGGUUCUGUUAUGUUCCUAUGGAAACAGUUUGUACUGUAUAUGCUAUGCUUAAAACAUUUAAAACAUGGUGUUUUGAAUGUGGAUAAAACUGUGUUAAACCACAUAAUUUCUGUACAUCCCAAAGGAUGAGAACGUGACCUUUAAGGAAAAUGAACUUUUCUAAAUUCUUAAUGAUGCUACUUUUGUAACUGUCCUGAACACUUCCUCGUAAGCAUUUGUAUAUUAAAAUAGCAUACUGUGUAUGUUUUAUAGCAAAUGCCUUCAUGAAUCUUUCUUACACGUACACAUAUUUUUAACACUGUAAUUACGUCAGUAUUCCUACCUAAAGUACGUUUUUACAUCAGGCAAAUGAAACCGGCACUUUUAUCCAGCGUGAUUGGUCAAAUCAACUGAAUAAACUCAGUAUUUUGCCUUAA